Drosophila ficusphila is the source of this 814-nucleotide messenger RNA. RefSeq lists its product as uncharacterized. The transcript has 3 exons. The coding region runs from base 64 to 678 and encodes 204 amino acids. The record is from RefSeq and is a predicted model, not a curated record. NCBI's taxonomy places the organism in Eukaryota, Metazoa, Arthropoda, Insecta, Diptera, Drosophilidae.
AGUAGGCUGGCAGGCAAACGUUGGCAGCCAUUUACUCAAGUAAUCCAUUGGAACCGUUCGAGAAUGUCGUAUAUCCGAAAUUUGCUGGAGCCGCCGAAUGGCUGGACUCGCCUGAAUCGCAAUAUCAACGAAAUGAAGCGCCUGAGCAGCUGCUGUUAUUUCUUCAGCCUGAAAACGGGCUGCAAACUAAUAGCCUUAUUCGAGGCUCUGGUCAACUUGAUACAAAUGUACUGUAUCUUUGCGAAGGAAAUGGAUAUGAAUGUGGGGACUACGACAACGCAGUCAUCGGAUUCACUUUUUGUCACAAGGGAACCCGAUGGGGAAAUGCUCGGAUCCAAUACGGCAAUGCCGAUCUUCGAAUUCAACACGUAUUUCGCUAAGGCCCUAAAUUCCUUGACUAUUUUCAGGUCCAUACUGCUCAUUAUCGGCGCGGAGUGUGGUCACACCUCCUGUCUAAUCCUGUGGCUUUGCAUCACUGCCAUUACCCUGAUGCUAAGCAGUCUCAUUCAUAUUUUGCAAGAUAACGACCUGCAGAAUUUGCCGAUUCGCACUAUUUCAAUUUUUCUUGAAAUCUAUUUCUGCGCAGUGGUUCUCUCGUUGGUGUUGAAAUUACAGGAAAAACUUCGCCUUAAUGUCCAGGAAACGGAAGUGCUUUACACACACAGCGGGGAAGCUUAGUUAUAUGCUAGAUAAUUUAAUUGUACCCAUGGUUUUGCUUUAACUGGAUCAAGGUUGUACUUAUUAUAUUUUUAAGAGGCAUUCCUUAUCUUUAAAAGCGAGUACACUUAAUAAAAUUAAUAAAAAAUGUGUUAUA